Molecule: messenger RNA, 1411 nt
Organism: Gambusia affinis (western mosquitofish)
Lineage: Eukaryota; Metazoa; Chordata; Actinopteri; Cyprinodontiformes; Poeciliidae
Gene: galr1b
Product: galanin receptor 1b
Exons: 3
Coding region: 164-1198 (344 amino acids)
Biological process (GO): neuropeptide signaling pathway
Cellular component (GO): membrane
Molecular function (GO): G protein-coupled peptide receptor activity
Source: RefSeq, a predicted model, not a curated record
ACUCUGAAAGCCUCAGACCGGAAGCAGAUCUCUGCGGUUCCGUUAAGUGGACGCGCUUCCAGCUGUUCCCUGAACUUGGACUUUGCUGCCGGACGUGUCGGACCGAACCAUGGACCCGCUCUGCGCUCGGCUCUGACCUCCAGCCGGCCCCCGGAGCUCCAGCAUGGUGCCGCCGGGAAACGAGUCGUACAGCCGGCCUGAGACUAACCGCACCGCGGGGGAGCCCGGGCCGGAGGUGGUGAUCGUGCCGCUGGUGUUCGGGCUGAUUUUCGUGGUGGGGCUUCUCGGGAACUCCCUGGUGAUGCUGGUGAUCGGCAGGGUGAAGCCCAGCGGUGGCGCGCGCCCGCUCAGCCCCACCAACAUCUUCAUCGUGAACCUGAGCGUGGCGGACCUCCUCUUCCUCCUCUUCUGCGUCCCGCUCCACGCCACCAUCUACUCCCUGCCAGAGUGGGUGUUCGGAGCCUUCCUCUGCAAGUUCGGACACUUCUUCACCACGGCCAGCAUGCUGGUCAGCAUCCUCACGCUGGUGGCCAUGUCCGUGGACCGCUACAUCGCCGUGGUGCGCUCCAAGAGCUCUGCGUGCGUCCGCAGCCGCAGGAACGCGCUGGCCGGGCUGUGCGUCAUUUGGACCCUGUCCCUGCUGUGUUCGGUGCCGGUGGCGCAGAACUACGUGCUCACCAGCCACUCCAGCGCCCCGAACAAGACCUUCUGCUGGGAGGCCGGGCUGGGAGCGCCGCGGCGCGCCUACAAGGUGUCCAUUCUGCUGCUGGGCUUCAUCCUGCCGCUGCUGCUCAUCUGCUGCUGCUACAUCAGGGUUUUGUGCCACCUGCAUAAAAAGAUGAAGAACAUGUCCAAGAGGUCCAAGCUGUCCAAGCAAAAGACGGUCCAGACCAUCCUCCUGGUCGUCACGGGCUUCACCAUCUGCUGGAUGCCGCACCACAUCAUCGUCAUGUGGGUGGAGUUCGGCACCUACCCGCUGAACGACGCCACCUUUGCGCUCCGCAUCGUGUCCCACUGCCUGUCCUACGGGAACUCCUGCAUCAACCCCAUCCUCUACGCCUUCCUGUCUGAGAACUUCCGCAAAGCCUGCCGCCAGGUGUUCGCCCGCCACCUGCUCUACGCGCCGCCGGCCGACGGGAGAACAGUUCGAUUCCGCAUGGACAACUUCUCCACCACACACUCCAGCACCAACAUCUGAAGGAGAAACUGGAGGUCCUGCCGGUCACAUGACCAGGGAGGCUGUGCUUUCAUUAUCUUGGAGAGAAUUUUUCACCAACUGAACAAUCAUUUUAUUUGAAUGUGUAAAGUUUCUCAGCUUCCUCCUGGACUCCAACUGAGACAAAGCAAGUGAAUGGUUUUGGUUCUAAUUAUUAGCACAUUAAAAUAAAUACAUCACAUGAAUGCCGCCAUG